ACAGCAUGACACAUCACUUGUGUUCAGCCGGAAGCCUGCUUCUUGGGAAGCAGGCAGUCAGUUCCCUGGGUCACAUGAUCUUCCCAGCCAGUGAGAGCACUGCAGAAGUAAUGGCAACAACCUUCUUGGAUAAAUGUGGACUGCCAGCUGCCGAUCUCGCUGUUGACAAUAAAAGCAGAUAUGCUCCUUGCUCACUGCCAUUAGCAAUGACCAUGACCCUUCACACCAAAACCUCUGGAGUUACCCUGCUGCACCAGAUCCAAGGCACGGAGCUGGAGACACUGGGCAGACCUCAGCUGAAGAUCCCCCUGGAAAGAUCGCUCAGCGACAUGUACGUGGAGAGCAACAAGACAGGGGUUUUCAACUACCCAGAAGGGACCGCUUACGAUUUUGCUACCACCGCUCCUGUGUACAGCUCUACUACUCUCAGUUAUGCCCCUACUUCUGAGUCCUUUGGGUCCAGCAGUUUGGCAGGAUUUCACUCACUGAACAAUGUCCCACCAAGCCCCGUGGUAUUCUUGCAGACGGCGCCCCAGCUCUCACCCUUCAUCCAUCACCACGGCCAACAGGUACCCUAUUACCUUGAGAACGAACAGGGCAGCUUUGGAAUGAGGGAAGCUGCUCCCCCAGCCUUCUACAGGCCAAGCUCUGAUAACAGACGCCACAGCAUCCGGGAGAGGAUGUCCAGCACCAACGAGAAAGGGAGCCUGUCCAUGGAGUCCACCAAGGAGACGCGGUACUGUGCUGUGUGCAACGACUAUGCCUCAGGCUACCACUAUGGGGUCUGGUCCUGUGAGGGCUGCAAAGCCUUCUUCAAAAGGAGUAUUCAAGGGCACAAUGACUACAUGUGUCCAGCUACUAACCAGUGCACCAUCGACAAGAACAGAAGAAAAAGUUGCCAGGCUUGCCGACUAAGAAAAUGCUAUGAAGUGGGAAUGAUGAAAGGAAUCCGUAAAGACCGCAGAGGCGGGCGAAUGAUGAAACAAAAACGUCAAAGAGAGGAGCAGGAUUCCAGGAACGGAGAGGCUUCUUCUACGGAGCUGAGAGCUCCCACCCUUUGGACAAGUCCACUUGUGGUGAAACAUAACAAGAAGAACAGUUCGGCCCUGUCCCUGACAGCAGAGCAGAUGGUCAGUGCCUUGCUGGAAGCUGAGCCACCCAUAGUUUAUUCUGAGUAUGAUCCAAAUAGACCUUUCAACGAAGCCUCUGUGAUGACUCUGUUGACCAACCUUGCAGACAGAGAAUUAGUGCACAUGAUCAACUGGGCAAAGAGAGUUCCAGGAUUUGUGGAUUUAACACUCCAUGAUCAGGUCCAUCUACUGGAAUGUGCCUGGUUAGAGAUACUGAUGAUUGGCUUAGUCUGGCGCUCCAUGGAACACCCAGGAAAGCUUUUAUUUGCACCUAACCUAUUACUGGACAGGAAUCAAGGGAAAUGUGUAGAAGGCAUGGUGGAAAUCUUUGACAUGCUGCUGGCUACUGCCGCUCGGUUCCGCAUGAUGAAUCUUCAGGGGGAGGAAUUUGUGUGCCUUAAGUCCAUCAUCCUGCUCAAUUCUGGUGUGUACACUUUUCUUUCCAGCACCUUGAAAUCUCUGGAAGAGAGAGACUAUAUUCACCGUGUUCUGGACAAAAUCACAGAUACUCUGAUACACUUAAUGGCUAAGUCAGGUCUUUCUCUGCAGCAACAACACAGACGACUGGCUCAGCUCCUGCUCAUCCUCUCGCACAUCAGGCACAUGAGCAACAAAGGAAUGGAGCACCUGUACAAUAUGAAAUGCAAAAACGUAGUUCCCCUCUAUGAUCUCUUGCUGGAGAUGCUGGAUGCUCACCGACUGCAUGCCCCGGCAGCCAGGAGCGCUGCGCCGAUGGAAGAGGAGAACCGGAGCCAGCUGACAACUGCAUCGGCUUCAUCGCAUUCCUUGCAGUCUUUUUAUAUGAACAACAGAGAAGAGGAGAAUAUGCAGAAUACAAUAUAAAAAGCAUCAGCUUAUGUGAUGGUAUGAGAAACCCAGCAGCAUACUACCUAUAGUUCAUGCUUCAUUUCAGCUAUAAUGCCACCUAUGUAAACACUCCAAUGACAUCGGUCACCUGUAUUUUCCAUUUGAGUGUUUGUCAAGCGCUUGCCUAAAUUGAUUGUUCAUCCUAAAUGGAAGACAUUUCGUUGCUAUGGACAACCAGCAAGGACUGUCAGGCUAACUUAAUUUGAAAUUUGCAGUGUUUUUAUUUACUUUUGCAUGUAAGUUGGGUAAGUCCUAAUCUAAACUUAAACAUUCAUUCUACCAUAAAUUAAUAGGCCAUACCACCAAUGCAUAUGGGUAACUGCAUAGUGGUAGCCUUUGUUGGUAUCCAUCCCAAAUUCUGAGCCCAUUUAAUCCUUUACUUGCUUGAAACUUUGAAACUGUUUGGUCGAGAUCCCAGAUGAAUCAGAAUCCCAGCAAGGGAUGCUGGAAAGCUGACUGUCAUCUUAGCGUGCUGUAGUGAAACUCCACUGCUAGUGAUCGCCUUGUGAAAGUACUGAGAUAGUUUAGGUAGAUUCCCGCCUCUCUUCUUCCUACAGUAGAAAAGAAGCCCUAUCUGUGGAAAAUACGCUUUCUUUUACCUUAGUAGCUUACGUCAGCAGAUGAUUCCCUUUCAAGGUCAUACUGACCAAGCUUUCAGAUCCUCUUACUAGACCUUCCAUCCAAAUUGUGUUGUGUGCACCCCAUGUUGUCUGAUCCUAUAGAGCUAAAUCAUUCUGUUGCUUUGUAGCAUGUGUAUGAAGGACAACACGGCAAACAGUGAUAACAGACAAUUGCUCUUAAAUCAGACCAAAUGAUUACAAAAAACACCAGGUCUUUUAAAAAAAGAAAUUUACACACAUAUACAUGAUCUAGCACUAUUUUAUGAAAAAACUUCCCCCUUUCCUUUCCUUUCCUUUGUUGCCCUAACAGCUCGGGGGCCAGAAUGCCAGUAUGAGGUUGGCUGGGUGGGACUGUCUCAUUCUACUUGUCAGAGUCUUGCCUACCCAGGUACAGGAGAGUUGGCGUCACAGCCAGAGCUGUAGGCUUUGCAUUAGCUUUCCUUGCUUUGACUCUCAUUGGGAAAUUCACAAAAUCACUGCUAAGAUCCAGUUCAUCUAUGACACCAGAAUUGGGCAAGGUGCUCAGCUGUAGAUAAGAUUCCAGGUCACUGCAUGUACAGGGUGCAGGAAAGCGUUCCUAGCUUUCCCCAAGUAUAUGCGCAACUGCUUUCUGUAAGGGUUAGUCAGACUCUUCAGCUCAACCAUAAAUGCACAAAAGGUCUUCUGAUAUUAAGAGUUUCAGUAACACAUGAAGGGCAGAAACUUUUAAAGAAAAAGACCAACCUAUCCUUACUGGAUGUUAUCCAAAGAAGAAGCUGCUGCUGCUGUUUGACUGCCUCUGUGCUAGUAAAUUAAACAUUUCAGAGAAUGAUGCUGGGUACUGGAAUGUGAUUUUUAUAUAUGCCAGAGCUGUUUUAAGAGAUUAAUGAUAAUUUUUUUCCUGUGCUAUCUUGCACUUCCAAUUUUCAGGAGCAGUUUGGGAGUUAGCACGGACCAGGGACUAGUUCCAAUAGCCAGCUGGAAGUGACCACCCUGUCAGUAGGGAAGUUUAGUAGUGCGUAUUAUAUAGGCUCAUCCAUUGCAGCUGGUCAAAGCGCCAGAGAAAGGUUUGGGGUAUGCUUCAUUUACUAGUGAAGUUGAAGUCUUUAUGCUAGCUUGAUUGGAAUAUCCUGCAGUAACUAAGUAUAGGAAGUAGUGCGACUAUUGCAGUGGGGUAGUGCCUAUGUCUAAUCACACCCACUGUUGCACCGGCGGUGUCUGUGUACAGUGAGAUCGAGUUACAUAGCAGGUGUGAAGGCAGAAGGGCAUAGGAUCUAGUUUGUGCUCCAAGGCAAGGAUUCAGUUCUUAGUAAAUGUACAUAAUGAUGUCCAUCACAGUUUUACAUAAAUAUCUGAGCAAUGAAUAGAUGCAGUUCAAAAAUCUGCAGAGAAAUGCUAGCUUUAUAGUUGAAAAGAUUCUUUAGCUAAGUGUCCAGGCCUAAAUGUAUGAAGAAGUCAUUGUAAGUUAAUAGGUCUUUUAUUGAUGCAUAUUAUAAUGUCUUUUUUUUUGAACAUGCUGAAGGAUUUGUCUUUUUAAUGUAUUCAGUAAGAGUGUGUGUGUGUGUGUGUGUGUGUGUGUGUGUGUAAAAAUUUGGUACCUAAGGGCUUCUGGAGGCUUCUAAAUGCCUUGCCACAAAAUGCACACUUUGCUUUGUUUUGUAGCUCUUUUUCAAAUGUGUUAGAAAAAUCCUGAAUGCCCUGAAAUGAGUGCAGGUUAAGAUCUGAACACAGGAAUCGCUGUAGUUACAUUUAAGUACUCACACCCUCAUCAUUCACUUGUAGCCCACUGUGUAUUAGAGCUGCUCUUUAAAUCUACUGUACCUGCAACUUGUGCGUUCGGUAUAACAGAACACACAGAGCAAGCUUGUGGCUCAUAAGCUGCACAGCAAUUUGGUUUAAAUAAAUGCCUCCCUCUCCUACACCUCAGAAGAACUCAUCAUAUCAAUUCAAGUGCAAAUUUGGCCGAAAGAAAAAAAAAUUAGUUCAGGGAGAGCAAUGCAUAAUAAAAGGGCCAGAUUCUGGUGAUAUUUAGGUAAGUACCUGUAUACUCUGCAAAUUGUCCCAAUGAAGCUGGAAAGCAUGUUUGUGAAGGGGUGUAAAGCAGACAGCAGUGUGUCUUGGAACACUAGAAAUAAAUAUCAGUUUCCAAUUGUAAUUAUGAAUGCUUUCCUAGGCUCAGCCCUUGCAGUGAAGUAACUGAGAUCCAAUCAAUCCUUCCACACAUAUGGGAACAACAGUGAAAGGAGCCCAGGGAAAAAAAAAAAAAAAGUGAUUUACAGUAAUAAAUCCUUUUACACCGGGGCAGUUUCAAAGCUCUGUCAUUAAUUUGUUCGUGAUAUUUUAUUUGAAGCAGCACCUUAAUGAAUAUAUUAAUCUUUGCAUAGCUAUCUUAUAAAGAUGAUUGUCCACAUAUCAGACAGCUGAAUGUAGCCAUUCUAUUGAUUAAACAAAGUCUACGAUACAAAACUGGCAACUUUCUUCAUAUGUAAUUCUGAAUUAUGCUAUCAUGUACGCAGACAUUUGUGCCUGACAUUUGGUAAUUGUUAAUUUACAGGAUGCUAUUUUAUGUAUAUAUAUAUACUUUAUAUUUACAGCUGACAAACCAGUACUACCUGAAUGCCUGGUGCUGGAUAUUAAAAAAAAUAUAUAACAUAUAAAAAAAAAAAAUUGAAAGAAAAAUAUUCAGGGCAGCUAAUUAUGCUUUUACCAAAACAUUAAUAGUGAUGUCUGUGGACAGUACCUAAUGAAAGAAUCAUUGUUUUAUAAUGUUUAUACUUGGAUUUUUAAAAAAAAGAAAAACCAAAAAAACCCUAGAAACAUAGGCAAUGUAAUACCAGCAUAAGCCAAACAGAAAUAGACCAGAUGAACUUGCUUUGCUUGUGAAUAUGGUUGUUAUUCAAUUAUUAUGAAAAGCUUGGGAGGCAGGAGAGGAGAUAGCGUGAGGUAUAUGGUGUAGUGGUGUCUGGGUUUCCAACAAUAUGUGAAAGCUGCUCUGGUUUGUAGUGGUCCGAGCCAUGUCUCGAUCUUGCAGACUUCGUCUCAGGUAAAACUCCCAGUUAGGGCAGUAGGAUUUGUACUGGGGUAAAAUAAUUUAAUGAGAGUUUCUUGGUGUGUGUUUGUGGUAAAUUUACCUUUAUGUCUCAAUGACAUUUCUUGAUUUUUUUUUUCUCCUUCUGUACACUGAAGGGUUUGAUAAUUUAAAAAUAUAAUUAAAACAAACAAACAAAAAAAGGUGAACUGAGUUCCCAAGGAUAUUGCAAGGACUGUCAGCAGGUCACUGCACUUUGAGGAAAAAAAACCAAAAAACCCAUCCUCCUCCCAAACAGGGUUUGUAACGAAGCCUGUAUCCAUGCCAGUUGUUGCUGAUUGAUUCCUAAAGAAUUGUACCAAAUGUUUAAAAUAAAACAAACCACCAGCAAAGUAAAAAUUCUGCCUUAAUAGGUCUGAAUCUUAUCAUAGUCGUUGGUAGGAACAGGGCAAGCCUGUGUUGUUUAUGUAAUAGCUUGCUUUAAAAUGAGAAUGCAGCCCAACCUAAAGCUAAUGGGAUUUUAUAUAUAAGGUAUUUGCAGCUGAACCAAUGUGAAGUGCGUUUCUGAAUCUGAAUAAAGAUAGCAUUUACAAUGCUAUUUACAAAAGUAAUAUAGCUUUACAGACAGAACUUCAGCAUAUGUAAAAGAAAGAAGGGUCAUAUUGAAGACCAUAUCUUAAUACAGACCAGUCUUUGUUGUUGCCACCUGCAACUAUAGCGUGAUCUCAAAUUGAUCUGAGAAUUUUAAAUUAGUAUUUCCCAAAUAUUAAUGACCUACCCUUUCUAUUUGCAAUUUCUUUUUCAUCUUUCAAAUGUAGAUAGUCUUAUAUCCUGAAAGUCGUUUUCAAAGUGAUUGUUGCCCUUAAGGGUACUCAGUUUUGCACUGUGUUUAAAAAAAGAAAAAAAAAGAAAAAAAGUUUUUUGCAUUCAGAUGUGCCUAAAAAAAUGCAUAUGCUGCCAUCUUGCAGAUUAGUGUGCUCUGUACUCCUGUGUGCCUCUAAUUAGAAGUCUGUUUCUUCAGAAAGUGCCCAUCGGAGAAUGAAGGGAUAGACUGCUAGUCAUGAGACUUACAUUAACAAGCCACUUUAUGUAUCACCUUAUUGUAUAUACUCUAAAGCUUUUGUGUGCACUACCUAUUCUGUCAAUGGAAAGUCCUUUCUUUGGUAUAGGCUCAGCUGCCGUGAUGUAUUUGUUCAAAGUAUUCUGUUUCUUCACUGAUGCAUAUAAAAUUAUUGUCUUUCUUUUUUGUUUUGGUGAGGUUUUUUUUUCUUUGUUUUGCACCUAAAAAGUCCUUAAAAAGUCUAAAUGAAAAACCUGGUAGGCUACCUGAUUGGUGCAAGAUUUUUAUCCACUUAUUUGAUGUUGAAAAUAAAGAAUU
This is a messenger RNA of Struthio camelus australis, 7002 nucleotides long. It is a transcript of the gene ESR1, whose product is annotated as estrogen receptor 1. NCBI's taxonomy places the organism in Eukaryota, Metazoa, Chordata, Aves, Struthioniformes, Struthionidae. Gene Ontology annotation, biological process: regulation of transcription by RNA polymerase II; estrogen receptor signaling pathway; cellular response to estrogen stimulus. Gene Ontology annotation, molecular function: estrogen response element binding; nuclear receptor activity; nuclear estrogen receptor activity. The record is from RefSeq and is a predicted model, not a curated record. Gene Ontology annotation, cellular component: chromatin; nucleus.